Alternaria alternata is the source of this 1353-nucleotide messenger RNA. RefSeq lists its product as hypothetical. The transcript is spliced from 2 exons. The coding region runs from base 121 to 1164 and encodes 347 amino acids. The record is from RefSeq and is a predicted model, not a curated record. NCBI's taxonomy places the organism in Eukaryota, Fungi, Ascomycota, Dothideomycetes, Pleosporales, Pleosporaceae.
CCACUCCACACCUCCGCCCGCGUAUCCGUGAGGCUUGAGCUUUCGCUACCUGCAAGUCUCAGGCCUGCAUCUAUCACCUAAACACCGACAUCUCAAGAAGAUACCCCAACAACUGCGACCAUGUUCGGCUUUGUCGCAGACGGUUUGACUGUCGCAACUACAGUCUUCUUUCCUAUCUUCGCGUCCUACAAAGCUCUCCACACCUCAGAUCCAGCCCUCCUCGCACCCUGGCUGAUCUACUUCGUCGUCCUUUCAGCCUGCACCGCCGUGGAAAACACAUUCGACUUCAUCCUUAGCUGGGUGCCCUUCUAUUCAUGGAUUCGCUUCUUCGCACACCUAUACCUGAUCCUGCCUGGUUCGCAGGGCGCAGGCUACCUGUACCAGGAGUACAUGGAACCUUUUCUCUACCACCAUGAGCGCGAAAUCGACGAGUUCAUUACCCAGAGUCAUGAUCGCGCCAAGUCAGCAGGUAUAGCAUACGUCGAGAUGGGUAUUGAGUGGGUAAAGGUCAACGUGUUGGGCUUUGCACCCAGGAAGCCCGACUCACCGAGGCCCGAUGGACAGACGUACGCGCAAAACCUCAUGAGCAGGUUCCAGAUGCCGUCAGCAAGGGGCAGUAAUGAUCUAUACGGGCUGGUCAACCAGGCGCUCAGCGGAGCCAGUGCGCUUUAUGGUGCUGCCGGUACCGCAGGUACAAGAGACGCGCAAGCCUCGGACCUGAGCCGUGGUGCAGGAAACCUCGUCCCCGACUCUAUCCGCAACAACGACGACCGACUAAACUACGUAACGUCACAACGUCAGCGUCUCGAGACCCUUCUACAAGCAUUCGACCGCGAGCAAGAUAACAUCCGCUCACAGCAAACUGGUGGAAACAGAUACCAUGAAGUUAACAGGAGUACCGGAAGCCUUUCUGGUAGCCUGUCUCGCAAUAGGAGCGAAGCCGAAUUCGACAGGAUUGAGCGCGACGAAUUGAGCUCAGGCUCCGACCGACCACCGUACCCCAUCACACCGCCCGCACUAGGCCGAAGGACAAGCAGUGGUUGGAUGCCGUGGAACUGGCAGCGUCAGGAACAGCCUCGGGACGAUCCACUUGCAUACGGCAGGGAGCCGAGCGAUAUCAGGAACAGAUCGAGGGCUUCGGGUUUCGAUCUAGGCGAUCGCUAAAAGAACCCCUGGCGCACAAAAUCUGUGAUACGACCACAGUAUCACGCGGCGUUUGGGUAAGACACUAGAUAGCAUUCUGCUAGGCUUCACGACUAUGAUGAAGCGGUAUAUAUUUGGUAUCACAAUUCUUGAGCAUGAGUUGGGACGGGUUGUCCUGAUGAUCUUACAACCUAUCUAUACAUCCACACU